Vollenhovia emeryi is the source of this 1050-nucleotide messenger RNA. It is a transcript of the gene Mlc1, whose product is annotated as myosin light chain alkali. Gene Ontology annotation, molecular function: calcium ion binding. Gene Ontology annotation, cellular component: muscle myosin complex. Lineage: Eukaryota; Metazoa; Arthropoda; Insecta; Hymenoptera; Formicidae. The record is from RefSeq and is a predicted model, not a curated record. The transcript is spliced from 6 exons. The coding region runs from base 76 to 534 and encodes 152 amino acids.
AAUUUGGUAACACCGGGUACCACUUCUGGUUCAGGCUCCGUUCGGUCAACAUCCACUGCUACCAGACGAUCGACAAUGGCAGACCUCGGCGGCAAGGAUGUUGAAAGGGCAGAAUUCGCCUUCUCCAUUUACGACGAUGACGGCACCAACGUCAUCGACGCGGUUAAUCUUGGCAACGUCCUUCGCGCGCUGAACUUGAACCCCACAAAUGCGACCAUCGAAAAGAUGGGCGGCACGAAGAAGAAGGGCGAGAAGAAGAUGAAACUGGACGAAUUCCUGCCUAUCUUCAGCCAGUGCAAAAAGGACAAGGAGCAGGGGUGCUUCGAAGACUUCCUCGAGUGUUUGAAGCUGUACGAUAAGCAGGAGAACGGAAUGAUGCUCGGCGCGGAAUUGUCCCACACACUUCUGUCACUUGGCGAGCGUCUUAAUGACGAAGAGUGCGAUAUAGUUAUAAAGGACUGCAUGGACCCAGAAGACGAGGACGGUUUCAUCCCCUAUGCCCCCUUCUUGAAGAAGAUGAUGGUGCUGUUGUAAGCGGUCGAGGUGUAAUCGCGACAAUGAUCGUCCAUCCGUUCCUUCGUAGACUGUGUGAGAGGGCGGCAGCAUCAAGCGACGAUUAGUAGGAUGAUCAACGUCUACGCCAAGCCAGGCUCCACGUCGACGAUGGACACAUUCGCCAUAUUCGCUCGUCACAUUCACCACUCCUCUCAUCCCCCCCCCGCUGGAUCAUGCGAGGAUCCAUUUGACAAUUUGCAAACCACGAUCCUGAAAUCAGCAACAUCAAGGCGUCAGCAGCACCUCACUGAGAGAAGAGCAAGACGGGGAGAAGACCCGUGGCAAGAUACCGGUCAAGUACAAAAAGAAAAUAGCACUUUAUCUCGAAUGCGCGCGACAUCGUUAUCUGAUUCGGCCUCACACGAUGUAGCGUCCUUAAAUUUACAUUAACGCAAAAUGCACCCCGACACAGCAGCAUUGUACAAAGUCAGAUGAAACGGUCGAUAUUGAUUUACUUCUUACUGUAAUAAAUCGCUCCUCUCGAGCCAACGGAGA